AUGGUACGCGGGCUGCUUUUUUUGCUUCUAUGUCAAAGACUUGCGGCAGACUGGCUCGAUGUGGGCAACGACAUUCCUGCUUUCGACCGAAGUGCAAACAGUCGAACGGAACUGCAUCGCUACUAUGUCAUUGAGUCGGAGAAGGUGGUUGCACGCAAAGGAGAACAUGUAAUUGACCAACAGGCCAUCACAGUUGCUAACCAACAGGCUUGCAUGAUUCUAUGCGACCAGGAUGUUCUGUGUGACUGCUCGAUUUAUUGGCGAGGGUCAAGGGCCUGUCAACGAUGGAGUGGCUGCCAAAGGCACUCACAGAACUUCGUGAAAGACAGGUCAGUGUACACCCUCAUGAAAGUGCCAAAGCUAACACCAGAGUACAAGGAGUACAAGCACUACGCCUCUGGAGCCUUGAGUGGUUUUGGAGGUGUAACGGAAGUUGCCAACUCCCUCGAGUGUCAAGACCGCUGUACGGUCGAUGCCAGCUGUGACUGUGCCGUGUGGGCGGUGGAUGGCACCUCCAGGUGUUGGACAAUGACAGAAUGUCAAGCAUCCCACUUCAGGUUUGAUCCGAUCUACUCGACUUUUCUAAAGAACAAUGCCAAGCGAGUCCACGUCGAGAUGACAACCACUGAACCAGCCUCGGAAUGGAUACCAGUUGUGGUGGCUGAUGCAGAUACCACGACCAAGGAGCCUGCUGAGACGACUGAAGCCUCAGCAACUUCGGUGUCCGAGGCUACAUCCAGCUCACCUGAUUGGACUUCCACAAGUGCUGCCUCAACAACGACCAUGAGCACCACAACAACCACAACAACCACUACAACUACCACGACUACAACAACCACAACCACCACAACAAUGAUUCCCGGAGCACUACUAGUAACUAUGACCAUUCAAACCCCGUUCUCCCAUGAAAUGGCCGGUGGAGACAAAGCCUUUCUGAAACAGACGCCUGAACAGGCUGCUCAAGGGCUUCACGACGAAAUGAAGGAGAUGCCUUUCACAGCAUCGUUCCAGAAAGCAUUGGCAGUAGAAAUGGACGUCCAGGAAGGUGACGUGAUCCCUCUCAAUUCCGCGAUGAAGUUGCAAGUGGAAGCCGAGAAUUCUAUGUCCAUUUCUGUGGCUGCCAAGGUCAUUACCAUGUCCUUACCUAUAGACCAGUACGAGAGCUUGCGCCAAAGGGUCUGUCCUGAGAAGGCAAUCAAGCCUCAGACUGGAGAAAUGAGCCGAUUUCUGAAAAGCUGGGGAUCCUCGCUGGGAUCUGCGGCAAAGCUCGGGCCAAGGCUGAAUCAUCUACGAGUUCUAGGCCUGGCACUGCAGCAAGAGGCAAAGGUGGUGGCGAUUCACUGUUCCCGCACGGACCCACCGAGCUUCGACCUGGGGGCAGCACUGCAAAGCGGUGCAUCCUCUGUUUCGAGUUGGCUGCAUGAGCAUCGGAAGAAGCUCAUGUUUUCAGCAUUGGUCCUGCUGGGUUUGUUGCUCAUUUGGGCGGCGAAGGUCUAUGGACCGAGGGGCUAUCAAAAAUUGACCGGCCCCGAUCAACGCACUUUUCGUCGCACCCUCGCGCAGAGAUUCGAAUCCCGUUCCGCCAGAAUGGACCGGGUCAAGUCGCGAGUUGAGAAGUAUUCCCAACGUGCUUUUGACUUGGUCAUGGCUGCUGAGCCUGACUACGAGGACAGUGAGCUCCAGUACUACGUCAGAAUCCUGGACAGCUGCAAAGGUCAUGCAAAGGUGAUAUGCGGCUCGCCCUGGGGGAAGUUCUACACUCCUGGCGACUGUGAGCUUUGCAAGCGACGUAUUGAUCGCAGAGAAAAGGGUUGUCAAUGCACACAGGGGGGGCACCGUUUGUGCUGGACUUGCAUGACGAGCAUUAUGAAUUGGGAGAGUUUGGCUGCUAAAGAAGGGCAGCAACCCUGGACUUGGUCCAUAAAAGACUGGUUGUAG
Cladocopium goreaui is the source of this 1938-nucleotide messenger RNA. Lineage: Eukaryota; Dinophyceae; Suessiales; Symbiodiniaceae. The record is from the annotation of a GenBank genome assembly.